Messenger RNA from Penicillium pulvis, 1731 nucleotides. RefSeq names its product MFS transporter. The record is from RefSeq and is a predicted model, not a curated record. Gene Ontology annotation, biological process: transmembrane transport. The transcript has 3 exons. Lineage: Eukaryota; Fungi; Ascomycota; Eurotiomycetes; Eurotiales; Aspergillaceae. Gene Ontology annotation, molecular function: transmembrane transporter activity. The coding region runs from base 1 to 1731 and encodes 576 amino acids.
AUGGAGCAUCCCUCCUCUCUUCGCGAGUCACAUACCUCUGACACCAGUGGAUAUGAUGACCUGACUGCCUUUGUCACAGGACAAGAUCACUAUGCAGAUGACGAAGAUGAUUUGGAGACAGAAACCAUCACUCGAAGGCCGACCACUCUCCACGAUGUCGAGCUCGAGCGUAUCAAUACCUAUCGGCUUCAGCAAAAGUCAACCGUUGGGUCUGGAGUCGGCAUAGUUCCUCGCGAGCAAUGGCUUCCAAUGGGAGCUGGAAAGCCCUUCCCCCCUGAGCUACCGGACCCAGAGCAAUUCGUCGUGGAAUUUACAGGCAUCGACGAUCCUCUUCACCCGCAGAAUUGGACAAUGGGGAAGAAGGUCCUAAUUUCGGCGGUUCUUGCAUACACAACAUUCGUCUCCUCAUUCUCUAGUGCUAUCUAUUCAUCUGCCGUCAGUGAAGUUGGACCGAGGUUCCACAUUAGCACUGAGGUUGCGGUGCUCGGAGUCACGCUAUAUGUACUCGGCUUCGCUAGUGGGCCUACGGUUUGGGCCCCGGCUAGUGAAUUGAUUGGAAGAAGAUGGCCCAUCACUGUGGGCAUUUUUGGAUUUUCGAUAUUCACGAUUGGAACUGCAACAAGCAAGGACGUGCAGACUCUUAUGUUGACUCGAUUCUUUGCGGGUUUCUUCAGCGCAAGCCCAAUCGCCAUUGUGCCUGCAGCUUAUGCUGACAUGUACAACAACCAGAUGCGAGGAGUAGCCAUCAGCAUAUUUGCCAUGGCUGUCUUUGUGGGUCCAUUUGCAUCUCCUUUUAUUGGAGGUUUUAUAACCAUGUCAUACCUUGGCUGGCGAUGGACGAUGUAUAUUGCCAGCAUCAUGGGGUUCCUGGCCACUGGCCUAUGUCUGCUCUUUAUGAAGGAAACCUAUGCACCUGCUGUUCUCGUGGAGAAAGCCGUUACGCUUCGCAGACAGACGCAUAACUGGGGCAUCAGAGCACGUCAGGAGCAAGUUGAAUUGAACUUUGACGAACUUAUUCGGGUCAACUUCAGUCGACCCUUUCGAAUGCUAUUUACCGAACCGAUUGUAUUUUUGAUAUCCCUUUGGAUGAGCUUUGUCUACGGCUUGAUGUACGCUCUUCUUGGUGCCUACCCUGUCGUCUUUCAAGAAAUACACGGGAUGAACCUUGGCGUUGGCAGCCUUCCCUUCAUCGGCCUGAUCAUCGGGGAGUUCCUUGCUGGAGCAUAUAUCUUGUAUGAUCAAAAGUCAUACGCCAAGAAGCUGGCCGCGAAUAACAAUGUCCCCAUUCCCGAAUGGCGUCUUCCACCAUCUAUCCUCGGAGGAAUUUGCUUCACAGUGGGUCUCUUCUGGUUUGGAUGGACUGGGUGGACGCAGUCUAUCCAUUGGAUGGCUCCAACAGCAAGUGGCGUGGUCACUGGCUUCGGAAUCUAUGUGAUAUUCCUGCAGUGUUUCAACUACUUGAUUGACUCAUAUUUAAAUUUCGCAGCAUCCGUGUUUGCUGCAAACACAAUCAUCAGGUCCUCAGUGGGCGCGGCCUUUCCUCUUUUUUCCAAGCAGACUUUUGUAAAUUUGGGCGUGCAGUGGGCCGGUACUCUCCUUGGAUGCCUUGCUCUCAUCAUGGUUCCCAUCCCUUUGUUGUUCAUGAAGUGGGGGCCUGCAUUGCGAAAGAAGUCAAAAUUUGCGCCGACUCCUGUGGUGAAUGAUGAAAAAGAUGAACGUGGCAGUGUAUAA